CCUCUGCGAGCCAUUGGAACUAGCUGAGCCGAACAAGUUGCGGCCGCGGAACAGCAGGCGCUCCCCGCCUCCUCCUCAUCCUCGCCUCCUCCUCCUUCCUCUCCUCGCCUAGCCGCCGCCGCCGCCCCGAGGCCUCGCGACCUCCGAGCCCGCAGCCCACGCCGCGGCCGACAUGAGCUUCUUGUUUGGUAGUCGCUCCUCUAAAACGUUUAAACCAAAGAAGAACAUUCCAGAGGGUUCUCACCAGUAUGAGCUCUUAAAGCAUGCAGAGGCCACACUUGGGAGUGGAAACCUCCGGAUGGCUGUCAUGCUUCCCGAGGGGGAAGACCUAAAUGAGUGGGUUGCAGUGAACACUGUAGAUUUCUUCAAUCAGAUCAACAUGCUUUAUGGAACAAUCACAGAUUUUUGUACAGAAGAAAGUUGUCCAGUGAUGUCAGCUGGCCCAAAAUAUGAGUAUCAUUGGGCAGAUGGGACAAACAUAAAGAAGCCAAUUAAGUGCUCUGCACCAAAGUAUAUUGAUUACCUGAUGACUUGGGUUCAGGACCAGUUGGAUGAUGAGACACUAUUUCCAUCAAAAAUUGGUGUCCCAUUUCCGAAGAAUUUCAUGUCUGUGGCAAAAACUAUACUCAAACGCCUCUUUAGGGUUUAUGCUCACAUUUAUCAUCAGCAUUUUGACCCUGUGAUCCAGCUUCAGGAGGAAGCACAUCUCAAUACAUCUUUCAAGCACUUUAUUUUUUUUGUCCAGGAAUUCAACCUUAUUGAUAGAAGAGAACUUGCACCACUCCAGGAACUGAUUGAAAAACUCACCUCAAAGGACAGAUAAAAGAAUGCAGAUGUAUGCCAAUUAUUCAUCGAAGCUGUGUGGAGUGUAUUUGGAUUUUGUUGUAUUUUAUUUUUAUCUUGGUUGAUUUUAUGUUAGGUUUGGGGGGCUUGUUUGGGUUCCUUUCUCUUUAUUCUGAAUAAAUGCAACCAUGUACUAUUGCUAGAAGAAGCCAAGAACCAUUCUCUAUACGUUUGAUAGGGGUAAAUUUUGUCUUAGUGGCAUACAGUAUUUUUUUUAACUUGGGGAAUUUUUGAUAAUAUUGUUAUGUUGAAAGAAAAUGCUUAUUGAUUGGACUGCUGAUGGAUGGGGGUUCUCCAUUGUGUAAAUUGUGGCUGAUGUUUGAAGUCCCCAAAAGACUUUUUAUGUUUUUAAGUGCCUUGACAGGCUCACUUCUGAAGUGCAAAAGCACAGACAUAGAACUGAACAGGGCUUGAAACAAUAUUAGGGUUACUACCCAGGGCACUUACUGAUGUAUGUUUUAAAAUACCGAUUGAUAAAAGCCAUAGCUUACCUAAAUUGGUGAUCUCCAGCUUUUACUACAUUAAAGAAACACAAUUUGUAAAGGUGUGCAUUAGAGCAUAAAAAAUUAGUAUUUCUUAAUUAUUUUUGAUAUUGAUAGUAAUUCUGUUCAACGGAUGCUUAAAGUUCUACAAGCAGGUCUUUUCCAUCUCUUGAUAUCUGUGAUAUUGAAACUUGAAGAUGUUGAAAUGUAAUACCUAUUACAUUUUGGCUUCUUUCUACAUGUUAACUGCACUGUAGGUGUAAAAAUUCAGGUUUUUUAUAGGUUUGCCAUCUUCAGAGAUGAUGCUGAACUGUGAGGUUUCUUAGCAAUUGCCAAAUGAGCCAUAAGUCUGCAGAAUCCCCUUCUACUUUGAAGAGGAGAUGAUAGGAGUGUGUUUGGUAGUGGGGGGUUACUUUGAAUGGGGCAUUAUAGAUGGGAUUAAGUAUGGGGAGUCAAGUUCAAGAAAGUCCUUUCUCAAAACCCUUGAAUAGAGUGGCAUGAAUAUUUUGAUCAAUAUCUUGUAAACAGAGUCUUAGAGACUUCCUUUUAGGAAUCAACUUCCAUGAGAAGUUAAAAAUAAAUUACUAAUUUUAAGUAUAGACGUAAACAUGGAAUUUAAGGACCAUUUGGGGAAAUUGAUCACUUUACAGCAUUUCCAUUCAGUGAAUGGAGCUGGUGUGUUUGUCAUUUUAAAAUGAUACAGUACCUUCUUUGCUUAUUAUAGGCCCACCUUGAAGCAUUAUGACUUCUGAUUUUUCCACUGUGAAAGGAAAUCUUUCUUUGCAGUGAUAUCAGAUAAUGAAAGUGCUAAAUUAGUAGUUAUUAACUUUUACAUUUUUUUGUCCAUGACUUUCUAGUUAACUAUUCCCAUAAGUAAGAAGUUCAGAAACUUAGUUUUUAAAAUAAAUAUUAACAUUUAAAAUAAAUAAAAUAAAACUUCAGUUUUAUUCUUGAGAAAUAGACUUCUUAGACUUCUAGUUUUAGUUUUGUCAUUUCCAGUAAAUCUGUUUCCUUCAGUUAGAAAUAUAUAUUCUUCCUUCAGUUAGAAAUACAUACCUUUUUCCUUGAAGAGUAGAAAUUUUGCUCUGAAAUUGUAUAGACUAAAAACACUUAGUAGAAAAGAAUCUAAAAUGAAAUCAGUUUGUUUUUGCCAUUAACAAGUAGAAUAAUGAGACAAUUUAAUGCCAUUAGAGUUAUGAUCGCUAUGAACUGCCUUUUUCUCUGUUUCAUUUCCAGCAGUCAUUCUCCAAGUACCAGCAGUAGAAGUAACAGGAGAGCCUGGCAGAGGCAAAUAUAUUGGACAUUCCUUGAUAAUACUUAUUCGUAAACUGCAGUGAGAACUAGCUGAUUUCCUUAAAACAAAUUUUUUAGUAUCCAAAUAUAUAAUAUCAGCCACUGUAGGUUGAUUCAGAAAUAAAAUUUGGCAUCUAGUGAUUGGGGGUCUUAUCUGUUUAGGAAAAUGAAGCAUAGGAUUAUUCAAAUAGUCUUCCAUACUGCAUUUGACUUCAUAUCAACCUAGUAAUAGAGAGGUUGCAGUAGCCAAGUAUGGAGAGAGAAGUGAAACAUUGUUUUUGCUCAUUUAAGCCUUAUACAGUAGUAUACUGUACAAAUGUUAUUAUAAGUUAAUUGUAAAUUAAUGUUUAGUAGUAGGACUUACUUUUCCACUCUUUGUAGAUAGGAGUUCCUUAUCACUGUGCCAGAGUCUCAGGUGCCUGCCUCUGAGUAUUCCUUUAAACAGAGGUAUUGGGAAGUAAGGAAAUAUGUAUGUGUAUAUAUGGUAACAAAGUAGAGACAUUCUCCCAGGGAGAGGCCUGGCAUUGUAUGUGGUGUUACAUGGCUGCAAAUAGGGAAAAACCAGAGCAUAUGAGAAAUAACUGAUUUAAUAAAAAGUUGCUUUGAUUCAGUUGGUUCCCAGGAGUAUUAGUAAGAAUGCCCUUUAUAAAAUAAGGAUCAAAUCUUGGUUUUGCAACAGAAUUUGCUUAUAAAUUUCUUUUGGAUUCUUUCCAGAUUUCUUGAUUUAUAAAUAACAAGGAUAAUGAUUCUCCCCCCUGCUCUUCAUAUGGAAAUAUAAGGCAGAAGUUGGUUUUCUCAUCUGCUGAUGAAAGCAUAAAAUAUAACAUAGUAAGUUAACAUAGUCUUGUCACAGUGCUUUGGUUAAAUGUUGAUAGGAAGCAGGUUUUUAAGAAUUCUUUUAAAUGAUGGAGCAGUGGUGGUGGAGAGAAAUUAAUAACAGAGUGAAAAACCUUUUCAUUAGCUGUAGGUGCUGCUAUGGUCUUUCAUUUGCUGGCUUGAUUAUUCUGUUUCCCAUGAAAACCAUGGCAUUAGGCUGCACUAAAACAUGAGGUAUGUGUUAGCUUGUAUAGGCUUUGGAGGUCAGUUUACCUUAGAUUGAAAGAUUUUAGAUUGCUCUCUCUUCCUACCCUUGUUUGUCAUUCGUAAAUGCUAAAUGGUCAGCAUAAAACUAGAUAGGAAAAGAUAUGUUUAGUGUAUAAUAUGUCUCAUACUGAGUUAUUGCCUGGCUUAUUAAGAAAGAUAAAGCACUACAAUCUCUUAUUUUCAGGAAUUAGCGAUAAUGUGGAUCUUUAUAUUUUACAUGUAAUUGCCACACUCCAUUUUAUAUGCUACCAUUUUCCUUGCUUAGAGGAAAAUAGCAAAACGACAGAUUUCUUUUAUACCUUUGUCUACACCCUCUCUGAGAGAGGUUUUGAUAACCACUGAAAUGGUAAAAUAUGUGAGAUACAAUUAUUAAGUUUUAGGACUUCCUUUUAAGAUAAAUAUGUCAUACCUUAAACAUCCCAAAUGAAAGCUGAUCUUCAGAGUGGUUUUUUUGGGAGCACUGCUUAUUCCAGCUAUGCUGCAAGGGUGUAAUGUUUCUGGAAUACUUUCCGAGAUGCCUUGAGAAUCGGUUUGUGAUUAUGUAAGAAAAUCUAUUUCAUCAUUUUAGUUGCACUGAAAACUUUUCUGGGAGCUUAAUAUGACCUAUCUCAUUUACCAAAACAACUGUACUUGGGCUGUUUUCUUAGAACUAAACUGUUAAGGAAGUUUAAAAGAAUAUGCCAUAAGCUCUGAAUUUGCAGAAGAGAAUGUUUUGAGCAUUGAUUUGUAGCAUUAUUUUAUAAAAAAAUAGUUUCCCAAUGUCACUACUUUGAAGUAGGCUGUAUCAUUUGGAUGUGUUUUAUGUUUUUAGUUUAAUUACCUUACAGUUAAAUAUGAUAAUUUAAAAAAUCAAAGUCCAUUCUUAUUUUCUAUUUUUGGUUCAUUUCCCUGUUAACUUUUGGAUUAUAUCUUGAGUACUGUAGGGUAGUUUUGAUUGAAGGUAUGUAUAGUUAAAAAAAAAAUGGACCCAAUAUUUAAGAUAGAAGUAGCUUAAGAAAACAACAGGCUUUACCUCCAUCCUUUUUUUUUUUUUAAACUUAUUUUCACACAAAUGAAAGAUUUGAAUUUAAAGACUGGAGAUCAUUGUACAAAGAAAUUGGAAUACAGUUUAUAUAUUAAUUAUGCUGAAUUUAAGUCUGUGUAUCACAGUAAAAUAUUUCAGAAUUUAUAAUCAUUUCGUAUGUAAUUUAUAACUUUAACAUUUUGAAUGUCUUUUUAAAAGAUAUGAGACAAGAAGUAUAUUUGAAAAUGUCACUGCAUACCAAGAGGAAAACAACUAUUUUGAAACUUAUCUGGGAACUUAUCUGGGAUAUUAAAGAAUAUACCAAUUCCUAGGAACACUAUUCUAGAUCUAUACUUUAAGGACUGCUCCUAAAAUGAUUUAUAUAUCAGCGUUUUGUCAUAAUGUUAAGUUUCACCAUAGGAAUUACUGUUGUUCAGUUAUCAGUUUAAUGGUGUAUGAGAUAACUGUUUAGAGGUAAAGCUAUUUGAUGAUUUAAUGGAAAAGUUUAAUUUUAAGAUAUAAUAACCAUUCUGACUGCAGACAAUUUGAAUUUUUGAGGCUCUCCUAAUUGUAGAGAAAAAUUCAUUCUGAAGGUAUAAAACUGUGCUCCGUGUCUGCCACUUGUAGUUGAACUGAUACUUAAAUUUUGACAAAAGAGAGAAAAUACAGAUUAAAAUACUGAGUACUCUCAGUUUUGCAAGUGUGAUACAAAUUUCCUUUUCUGCAUGUAAUACUAUACUAUAGAAAAAUUUGGAUUAGAAUCCUCAAAGAUAGUGAAAUCAUGGGGUUUUCCAAGCUGUGUUCACUUGUCAUCUCCUUCUCCUUGAAGGUAAAUUACUUACUGCUGUUGACUUUCCAUAUACUCCGCUCUCCCCUAUCUCACAACACACACACACACACACACACACA
Hippopotamus amphibius kiboko is the source of this 5613-nucleotide messenger RNA. RefSeq names its product MOB kinase activator 1B (gene MOB1B). The record is from RefSeq and is a predicted model, not a curated record. Lineage: Eukaryota; Metazoa; Chordata; Mammalia; Artiodactyla; Hippopotamidae. Bases 173 to 823 code for a protein of 216 amino acids. Gene Ontology annotation, cellular component: nucleus; cytoplasm. The transcript has 6 exons. Gene Ontology annotation, molecular function: protein kinase activator activity. Gene Ontology annotation, biological process: hippo signaling; positive regulation of protein phosphorylation.